AUGAACAACGUUAACAUCAGCAAAUCUUUCUCCUUGACGACGGUAAACACGAGCCCGGCCAUCAUUGAACUGGAGCAAGUACCGCGACUCAUCUGUGAAUUGUCCACGGUUCCACCGAAUAUGACGUCUGCACCAAUCAAGACGAGCCCUUCUGUGACGGGCCUCCUCUCUCUAUUUCAGUUCUUGACUGAAGCAAGUGCAACGUCCUCGACAAGCGCCAAUGGCAACAGCGGUCUGGAUGACCUUGAUCAACAAGUUGCAACAGACACCAAGAACCAGCGAUUUGUCAAGGUGGAUGAAGAACACCUAAAAAAGAUAAUUGGGGAUUCUUUGUCAAAAGCCACAGGACGGAAUACAAUAUGGGGUGUCAAGAUAUUGAAACAAUGGCUUGAAGUUCGUGGAUUUUCCACUGAUUUUGAAACUCUUGAUGCGACUACUCUGAACGAGAGGCUUCGCCUGUUUUAUGCAGAAGUCCGGAACACCCAGGGCGAACUGUACUCUAAAUCGACUUUUGUUGGUCUCCGAGCAGCAAUCCAUAGGCACAUUAGGGCACCUCCUUUUGAACGAAACCUAAACAUUCUCAAAGAUAGCGAAUUUCACACAUCUAACAAUAUUUUCCUGUCGAUGAUCCGUAAUCUAAAGAAAGAGGGACUUGAUGAAACAAAACACCACCCCGCAAUCUCGGCAAUAGAGCUUGACAAGAUUAGGAAUAGCUUCAAUUUAGAUUCUCCCCUUGAUCUUGUUAGAAAGGUGUGGUUUGACAUCACACUAGGUUUUGCACGCCGUGGGUCAGAAAAUCAGCGAGAACUUUCAUCCAGUUCAUUUAAAAUUUCAGCUGAUGAGGAUGGUUACGAGUUCAUCGAAAUGACACAUUGCGAAAUCACAAAAAAUCAUCGUGGUGAUUUAAAAGAUGCCGUUGAACCUAAAAAACGCAUUUAUGCAACAAAUUCCAUGUACUGCCCGGUUUCCUCGUUCAAAAUUUACAAAUCCAAAAUGAAUCAAAAUAAUCCAUCAUUUUACCAACAGCCAAAACAAUCCGUCUCUGAAAGCGAUUCAGUUUGGUACACGUCACGUCCAAUUGGGAAAAACAUCAUAGCUUCAUUCAUGAAAGAAAUAUGCAAAGCCGCAAACAUUGAAAAAGUGUACACAAACCAUUGUCUUCGCGCCACCGCAGUCACCUUGCUGUCGCACGCUGGUGUAGAGAACAGGGAGAUUUGUAAAAUCACGGGUCAUCGCACUGACGAAUCUUUAAAAUCAUAUUCCCUGGAAUCAAGCUCUGUCCAAAAACGUGCAUAUUCCCAAAUCUUGCAAGGUGAAAGGGGUGUUCUUACUCCAUAUGACAACAGACCAAAUCCAAACAAAAAUGUACAUAAUUUCCAAUUUGAUCGUGCUGCAGAAAAUGUGACACGUGGUCUUUUCAACAUGCAAAACUCGACUGUCACAUUAAAUAAUUACUUUCAGUAG
This is a messenger RNA of Gigantopelta aegis, 1464 nucleotides long. RefSeq lists its product as uncharacterized. Lineage: Eukaryota; Metazoa; Mollusca; Gastropoda; Neomphalida; Peltospiridae. The transcript has 3 exons. The record is from RefSeq and is a predicted model, not a curated record. Gene Ontology annotation, molecular function: DNA binding. Gene Ontology annotation, biological process: DNA recombination; DNA integration. The coding region runs from base 1 to 1464 and encodes 487 amino acids.